GUUGAUGACGUCGUCUUCUACUUGUACUUCUACUUCUGCUCCACAACACCUGGAGCCCACAACACCGGGGACGUCUGUGGAAGCGUCCGGCUCUUAGUCCUGCAGAGAAAAGGGGGUCGAUGGAUAAACUGAAGCGGGUUCUGAGCGGCCAGGAUGACGGGGACGGGUCCGGAGUUCUGGAGAGAGCCAAUGAGGCGUCUACGCUGUCGUGUGGGACGAGGAUGAAGUGUUUUGCCUUCUCCUUUAUUUUGGGCGUCCUCUGCUCCGUCCUGGGUUCCUGUUUGUUGUUCAUCCCGUCCCUGGGCCUCGCUUUGUUCGCUGUCUUCUACAGUGUGGGAAACAUCCUCGCUCUAGCCAGCACCAUGUUCCUGGUCGGUCCAUGGCGCCAGGUGAGGACCAUGUGUGCUAAGGAGCGAGCGCUAGCUACCAUCAUCAUGUUGGUGUGUCUGCUGCUGACGCUGUGCGCUGCUUUCUGGUGGCGGAACAACACCCUCGCUCUGGUGUUCUGUGUCCUACAGUUCCUGGCCUUCACCUGGUACGGCCUCUCAUACAUCCCCUUCGCCAGGGACGCCGUCUUCAAAUUAUGCUCACUCUGCUUCUAGACCACCUCCCCCCCUCCUCCCCCUCCUCCCCCCUCCUCCCUCCCCUCUGUGACUCGCCUCCUGUCUGACCAAUCAGGAUGCAGGACACUGAGUGGUGUGUAUCCAGUCAUCACCUGGACUGUUACCACGUUUUAUCUGUUUUGUUUUGAGUGUAGCUUCUCUUUUUACGUCAUCUUUUAUAUUCAUGUGCUUAUUUUACACUCGUUAGCAUUAGCAUUAGCUGUACAUACACCUUCACUGAUGGAUUUCUGACUUUGUGCAAUGCAGUUGUACGUCUGUUUUUUAUUAGUCAUUUCUGUCACUAUAUUUCAACAUUGGUCAACAAACAUUUCGGUUAAGGCAAUGAUGGUAUUUGGCUAACGAUGCUAAUGUUUGUCUUUUUUCCACUACAUUUCAACGAUGGUCUGAAAACAUUCAUCAACUUUAUAUCAACUUCCUAAAAUGACUGAAACCAUCCUUGAAAUAAAUACUUAACAUGUAUUUUAGUGUUUUAGUUUGCCCCAAGUCCCGCCCACUAAUGUGGAAGGGGCGGAGCCUAUGACCUAUACCACAGCCAGCCACCAAGGGGAGCUGUUCCAUCAUCCAUCUUUAUUUAUGAUCUAUGUUCAGCCACCAGGGGGCGAUCAAAUCCUUAAUCUGAUCUCAGGACAUGAAAAAAGUGUUUGUUCAGAAUCGGUCCCAACUUUUUAGGUCAUUUUGUCACGUUUCCUCAAAUAAAAAGAUAUUUUAUCGUA
Molecule: messenger RNA, 1336 nt
Organism: Mugil cephalus (flathead mullet)
Lineage: Eukaryota; Metazoa; Chordata; Actinopteri; Mugiliformes; Mugilidae
Product: vesicle transport protein SFT2B-like
Exons: 8
Coding region: 120-602 (160 amino acids)
Biological process (GO): vesicle-mediated transport
Cellular component (GO): membrane
Source: RefSeq, a predicted model, not a curated record